AUGGCGACAGUGUCGUCAACCUCAACGAUCCAGCUCCGGAACUUGGAGCGGCCGCCGACGCCCAAGGAUGGCAGCCUCCUCAACACCGAGGGCCACCGCCUGGGCUCCGACGACGACACCACCGGCGGGCUCCCGGCGCCCACGACGACGACCACCGUCGUUCAGAGGUGGAAUCAUCCAAGGUCCAACUUGUUCAGGGUUCUCUCGUGUUUCUGGAGCAUGCUCGUUUCGGGAGCCAACGACGCCGCAUACGGUGCUUUGAUUCCCUAUCUAGAGAAAUACUACAACCUGACCUACAUCGUCGUCUCCCUCGUCUUCCUGUCCCCCUUUGUCGGCUACGUCCUCUCGGCCCUGCUCAACAACCACAUCCACCUGCGUUGGGGCCAGCGCGGCAUCGCCGUCCUCGCCUCGAUGUGCCAUCUCGUCGCCUACGUCAUCAUAUCCCAGCACCCGCCCUACCCGGCGCUCGUCGUCGUCUUCAUCCUCGCGGGCUUCGGCAACGGCUUGAGCGACGCCGGCUGGAACGCCUAUAUUGGCAACAUGGGCCACGCCAACGAGGUUCUCGGCUUCCUGCAUGCCUGCUACGGCGCCGGCGGUGUCAUCAGCCCGCUCAUCGCCACCACCAUGAUCAGCAAGGGCAACCUGGGGUGGUGGACGUUUUACUAUGUCAUGAUCGGCCUGGCCGUCAUCGAACUUGUCUGGUGCACGACCGCCUUCUGGACGCAGACAGGCGCAGUCUACCGCGAGACGGUGAGCCACUCCAACAACGACAGCGGCACGGGCCUGCGGACGGCCCUCUUCAAGCGACCGUACGCGCGCGUCUCGUGGCUCAGCGCGUUCUUCCUCCUUGCUUACGUCGGUACCGAGGUUUCGCUAGGCGGUUGGAUCGUGCAGUUCAUGAUCCAGGUCCGCAAGGCCAACCCCUUCGACUCGGGCAUGACCUCGGUCGGCUUCUGGCUGGGCCUGACGCUCGGCCGCAUCGUGCUGGGCUUCGUGACGCCCCGGCUGGGCGUCAAGCUCGCCGUCGCCAUCUACAUCCCCAUCACGAUGGCGCUCGAGCUCGUCUUCUGGCUUGUGCCGCAGUUCUACGUCUCGGCCGUCGCCGUCGCGCUGCAGGGCUUCUUCCUGGGACCCUUCUUCCCGGCCGUCGUCGUGGCGGCGACCAGGCUGCUGCCGAGGCACCUGCACGUCAGCACCAUCGGGUUCGCGGCGGCGUUCGGCGGCAGUGGCGCCGCGAUCCUGCCGUUCGCCGUCGGCGCGCUGGCGCAGGCCAAGGGUGUGCAGGUUUUGCAGCCUGUUAUCCUGGCGUUCUUGGGCGUUAUGCUGGGGCUGUGGCUCUGCUUGCCCAGGAUUGGAGACAAGAAUGAGUAA
This is a messenger RNA of Colletotrichum higginsianum IMI 349063, 1371 nucleotides long. Its product is annotated as MFS transporter. NCBI's taxonomy places the organism in Eukaryota, Fungi, Ascomycota, Sordariomycetes, Glomerellales, Glomerellaceae. Gene Ontology annotation, biological process: transmembrane transport. Gene Ontology annotation, cellular component: membrane. Bases 1 to 1371 code for a protein of 456 amino acids. Gene Ontology annotation, molecular function: transmembrane transporter activity. The record is from RefSeq and is a predicted model, not a curated record. The transcript has 4 exons.